Messenger RNA from Lytechinus variegatus (green sea urchin), 10268 nucleotides. RefSeq lists its product as uncharacterized. Lineage: Eukaryota; Metazoa; Echinodermata; Echinoidea; Temnopleuroida; Toxopneustidae. The transcript has 17 exons. Gene Ontology annotation, molecular function: metal ion binding. The coding region runs from base 363 to 4826 and encodes 1487 amino acids. The record is from RefSeq and is a predicted model, not a curated record.
GUUUGAAUUUUUUUUAUCAGAAUGCCUUUUGAUGUCAACAGUGUGGACAAGUAGUCAGAAAACGUACGGUCAUCUGCGAAAGGUCUGCGUAAUAAUACUUUGGAAACGGGUCGAAAUCGAUGGAUCUUCAUUUGGAAUUUGUUAGGGAAAGUGAAUGAAGGUCCCUGUUUUUAAUUCCAUACCUGUGUUAAUACCUGGAGACUAUAUGCCUUAUUAAAGUUAAGAGCAACAAUAAUAUGCAACAGUAGGUGCAAUCAUGGCCAGACAUCAUAAAGUUCUCUAGCCUCGGCUUUUCUGCUUGCUGAUACGGCAGAGCAGAACCAUAUUGGGAUUGGGAGGUCCCCCACACAUCAAUCAGCAUCAUGCCAUUCCAAGCCCCACAGUGGACAGAGGUCCUCUCUUGCCCGGUGUGCUGCAAGGACUUCAGCCCUAGCGGACGUCAGCCGGUCAGUCUCUCUUGCGGUCACACAGCUUGCAGGAUGUGCCUGAGUAAGCUUCAUCGUCAGCAGUGCCCGUUUGAUCAGACUGCAAUUUCAAAAGAUGUUGACAAGCUCCCGACUAACUAUGCCAUCCUCCAGCUGAUUGCUGGGGAGGAGGUGAUGAGGGACCCAAUGAGGCAUCGCAUUCCCGAUGGCUUGAAACCUUCCGAGUUUGAGAACUACCUUGCCACGCAGGGUGUCAUUGAAGAACUAGCUCUUUACCUGAAGGUUCUCAGCAAAGCUCCACCCAGUAACCUGAAUGGAACUCAGAAUGGUACCACACCCCUCCUUAGCCGUCCCAUCCAGCGUAAACUAGUCACGUUGGUCAACUGCCAGCUGAUUGAGGAAGAAGGCAGGGCGCGCGUUGUCAGGGCGGCCAGAUCUCUGGGGGAGAGGAUAGUUACAGAGCUUAUCAUCCAGCAUCAGAACCCACAGCAGCUCUCCACCAACCUGUGGGCUGCUGUGCGUGCCAGAGGCUGUCAGUUUCUUGGACCUGCCAUGCAGGAAGAAACGUUGAAGCUUGUUUUACUGGCUCUUGAGGAUGGGACACCUCUCUCUCGCAAGGUCCUGGUCAUGUUUGUGGUUCAGAAACUUGAGAUGCAGUUUCCUCAGGCCUCCAAGACCAGCGUAGGUCACGUGGUUCAACUCCUCUACCGAGCGUCCUGUUUUAAGGUCACCAAGAGGGAAGAGGAAUCCUCUCUUAUGCAGCUGAAAGAAGAGUUUCGUAACUAUGAUUCCCUGAGACGCGAGCAUGAUACUCAGAUUGUUCAGAUAGCCAUUGAGGCUGGGUUGAGGAUAUCACCUGAGCAAUGGUCAUCUCUUCUCUAUGGCGAUCUCAAUCAUAAAUCCCACAUGCAGUCCAUCAUUGACAAGCUCCAGACUCCAGCCUCCUUCACCUCCAGCAUCCAGGAGCUAACCAUAUGUCUCCAGCGCUCCGGGGAUCCAGUCCGCUUGGCCCAGCUCCGCGCCCAGCUUGAGAAAUUGGCAGCCAUUGACCCAAGUCCAGGUGCAAUGAUUUCCUCAUGGGAAGGCAUAAUGUCUGCAGUUGAUGCAGUCAGGAAAGUCCUCAAAGGUUUGAUGGAGUUCCUUCAGAACUACCCCCAGAACAAGAAGACUCUGGACCUUCAGACACAGAACAUCAAGUACAAGACCAGUCUCUGUCGGGAUGUCAUGCAGAAGGGAGGCUGCCCUCGGGGUCCAAGCUGCACGUUUGCACACUCAGAGGAAGAGCUAGAGAAGUACCGUUCAAAAAGCCGUCAACUGCUGUCAUCCCUGAACAAGAAUUCAGGUUUUUCUCGGGGAGACAGCUCCUUGGGCAGCUCCUUGAACAGCUCCUUCAGCGAGAGUAAGAAUGAGAUGACCAUCAAGUCUAUGCCAAGUACCACAAUAAGCAGUUCAAUGGAUCAGUCCAAGUACAGUGUUGAUGAUGAUCGCUCCACUCCGAGGCUCGGCAGCGAGUCUCGCUACGGCAGUGUGUCUCAACUGCUUUCCGACCAGGAAAGAACGCCCUCUGUUGUUGGAUAUAAGUCUGAAUCAGGCCAGACCCACAGACCCCCUACCAGUUCAUUCAAUUCAAUCAGUUCCACUGAAAAACAUGAUGAAGACCGUCUAGAUGAUGAUAUACAAGCGUCUUUGUAUGGUCUCAAAGCUCGUAACAAGCAGCAGGCAUUGACGAAGGAAGCUGGUAACUCCGCUUCAGAGCUCCCAUCACGCCUUCAUUACCCUGGGGUCCUGCCAAGCAGCAAUGCCAAGAUGUACCUAGCCAGUAGGAGCAUGAGCAUGAAUUCCACCGAGUCUUCUAUGGAGGUGGAGCCAGAGAGGACAUCCAGUGUGGGAGGCAGUGGUGGUGGACCGAUGGUUCACCAUGAAGCCAAGAGGAGAUUACCAGAUCCAGAGAUUGACAGAUAUUCUACACCACCUGAGGAUGGGUACUUUUAUGAGAGGCGAAUGCCCCCUAAAGAGGCUCCUAGUGGCUAUAAUGGUCAUGCUCCUCCAGCUCCUCCAGCUCCUGCAUCCCAUCCCCGUGUCCUGGUGCCCACCAUGCCCCGACCACCACCGCCACCAUCCCAGGGUGAUCCAUAUGAACGCCAGGCAGACAAGCAUCCUUACCCUUAUCAUCGCACCAACGGUGGUGGAUAUCUAUACCCUGAAUCCCAGGUGAUACCACAGACACCACCAGCGGAGCCAAGGCAGUACCAUAGACCAGUGGUGCAGCGUUACUUUGAUCCUCACACCAUGAAGGCGUAUGAUGUGGUGCCUGUAGAAGACUAUGUUGAGCCCUCGGCUCCGCCAGCGUCGCUGUUGCCAAGCCAGAGGUACAAGCUACAACCCAUGUAUCAUGGAGAUCCUGAUUACUACCCAUCACAUGAGCGAAGAGGACACCGGGUGACUGACCUGAGACAGCCACUACCAGUUGGUAGCCAGCAGAGGAUCCCUGGUCAUCAUAUCCCUGAUGAUGCCCCCAAGAGACCAGAGAUUAAGAGGCCUAAGUUACCAAGUCACAAGGCAGUAGUCUCACCGCCCCAACCGAAACCACCUCUUAGAGUUGAGAGAGGACCCAGCCUGACUGAGUUGAAGGAGCGCCAAUCCUACCUGGUGACCAUGCUUGAUGAAAUCCAGGAUGAUAGUGAUACAAAGGAUGAAGAAGCUAUUAUCUCCUGGAGCAAACCCUCAAUUUCUAACAACCCUACCACCAGCGUUUGGUCCAACGCGAACAAUGCCCCUCCUGGGUGGACAUCACCCAGUGAUAACCUUUGGGGAACGUCCACUUCAUCAAAGGGAGCAGUAUCAGCAGGCCUGAGCUUCAGCUUCACUGGAAUCGAGGAUGAUGAUGAUGAUGAUAUCGACCACCGAAAAAAUGGUAUUGACGUUGAUACGGAAGAGGAGAUAGAGACUUCCAAGUUUGAUGAUGAUGAUGAUGACAAUGCAGAUCAGGAUGACAGGUGUGAGAGUGAAGUUGGAAGCUACAAUCCCUGGACGAGCACGUCUUUGUUUCUGCCAAACACUGGAAAGGCUGUAAAAGAGACGGCAACCAAUUACACCAUGACUUACAGCAAGGUGUUGGUACGGCACGUCUCGACGAAUGAAGAUGAACAGCUGCAGAAGGCACCUCAUGGCUCGCACAACAUGGGGGACUUUGAGAGGAUGUCUAUGCAUGAACUGAAGAGAACCUUGAAGGAGGUUGAGCAGCAGGAUCAGAGGGCUGGCAGCAGUCACUUUGAGCGUGGUCACAAGAUUCAGAUCGAGAUGGGUCGUAGAGAGGAGGAAACCCCCGUCUCUUUACCCCACUUCUCAAGCAGCUCUGCCCCUUUGCCAGCCCAGCUUGUUAGUAAAGAACCCAUCCUGCACAUGUACACCAAGUACCCCCAUGCAGGGGCUCUUGCGUCUUCAUAUGGACCAGUGUCUGGUUCCGCCAGGGCUCUAGGAAGUAACACAGGACCUUUGAAGGUGAGUGCUGGCAUGGUGGAGAACACAAUGCCUGUCAACAUGACUGUUCAGGAUUGCCAAGUCGCUCCAGGGUUCCAGACCCCUGAGGGAGAUGGCUACUACAUCAGGACACCGCAAGGACCUUCAGUGGAACUUGAAGAUUCAAUUCUUAAAGAUGACUGGGUGACGAAUGUGGAGAAGCUUGUCGAGAGUGAUCCACAAGCUGAAGAGAAACUCAAACAAGCAUUGAGUCAGGUUAAUACCAGGAUACAAGCCAAGGAAACAGCAAAGCAUGCCCACAACACGUUUAUAUUAGACUUUGAAGAGAAGAUAUUGGAGAACAUGAAUUCUGAUAAAGACCAUCGGCCCGGAGGCAAUGUCACCCACAAGAUGGAAUCUCAGCAGACCAUUCCAGCCCACUCUGAAAGCAGGGCUGUUCAGAUGCAGGAGUCGAUGCUAUCCCGUUUCGCCCAUCCACCCAACCAUCACCCCAGGGAUCGAUGGGUACAACAGGGGGGUAGCCCAGACCACGCCUCAGGUUACCAGUACGUGGACCAGCACCCAAUGGAUGCAUACCCCAGCUCUCGGCCCCAGUACCCUCAUCUUGUCCCUGCUGGGGGCAGGCAGGUUAGGUAUGGCCCUCCGGUACCUGCAGCAGCUUGCCAUGGACCGAUAGAUAGGCCAGGGAUUCAUCCGUCAAACAAGAGGCAGAUGAUGGAAGCAGAUCGUCAGUAUGCCAAGCAGGUGCAGGACAAGGAACGGGAAGAUUACUUGCGACACUUGGAGGAAGUCCAAAGGAAACAUGACCAGAUGGAACGCAUGGAGCAGCAGAAGAGAUUGCAGGAGGAGCAAGACAGAAAGAUGGCCAGAGAGGUGGCCAUGAGGGAGGCCAUGUCCAGGAGGUACAACAACUACACCUAGUGCUGGAGCUUGUAUGCUGGGUUUGAGAUGGCCAGGGGGUAAAGCAGUUAAGUACCUCUGGUGGUGGGUUUGAAUGUACCAAGGGGUACAGCAAGUACCCCUUGUGUGGUUUUAGAUGGCCAGGGGGUAUGAUAAUGACACCUCUGUUGGUAGGUUUAAAUGUAAAGGGAGUUCAGCAAUUAAGAAGUGAUGCUCUCCCCAAGUAAGUGUGACUUGUAUGCUUAAAAUCAAAGUUGAUUCUAUAUGAGAAGUCUACAGGGGUGUGAGAGUUCAGAUUUUUAUCUGAUUUCAGAUUUUUUUGUUAUGAUUUUCAGCUGAAUUUCAGCUUAUAUUUGGCUUUCCUCUAUACAAAAAGUAUGGGAGCUCUUUCUAUUUCAGACUUUUUUAAUACUCUUCUGCUUUUUACAGAUCUUUUCAUUUGUGACCACUCACACCCCUGAGUCUAAUACCACUGCUGGAAAGCUGUUACGUAUAUUUGUCAUUACUAUUAUAUUGUGUCAUGCUGAUUUACUAGUUGAUUGCACUGUUCACUAUUUCUUUACAUGCAUGUAUAAGCAUUUGAUAUGUAUUCUUACAGAGGACUAUAUAGGGGAGCAGGAUAUUUCCUAUUUCCUCAUUGAUCCUUAUUUGUAUUGUUUCACACUCAUAUAAUCAUAUAAUUGGCAAUAUAUACCAUUGAUACAUAAAAUUUAUUCUAACUGCAAAAAAUACCAUUUUAAAUUGUUUUGUGUGUAAUGUCUGCUGUAUUAAAAUCGCAAAUUCUUUUCUUUAUUUGCUGGAAAACAGUUGUAUAUUAAAGGUUUAUGGAAUGGUAGAAAGGAUGCGUUUUAACCUGAAGUAAAGUUUAUUUUCCCUGAAUCUUGAGAACAGGAUAUUUACACUCAUACUACACUCAUUACUAUAAAUUUACUUCAUUCUUUGAAAAUAAUUCAAGGUCCUUCUAGCCGUACAAAAAAAACAACCUUUUCUGUUGUCCUUGAAUUUGAAAUCAGCAAUACCAACUUGACCAAAAUCAUUGAGGCGAAGGAGGAGAGAUGGCAGUAUGAUGCCAUGAUUUUGUCAUUUUGUAAAUGACACUGGUCAACUUCUGCAGUCAUAUUCAUCUCUCACGUCCCAUAAUCAAUUUUGGCCUUCUGAAAAUUAAGCAGUAUUAAUGUUUAAUACUCUGAUAUUUUCUGUAAGCAGAAAUCAUCAGACGGUGAUGGGCAAGGUCGGUAUUAUUCCUUUGAUGUAUUCCAAAUCCAACCUAAAAGCUUUAAAUUAUGGAAAUCAUUUGCAUUUGUUUUAGAAUCCAAAUGACUUACACUUUAUUCCUGCACAAAAAAUAUGUCAUGGUCAAGGUCAAAGGUCAAGCCUUUGAAAAAAGAAAUGUUGAAAGCUGAUUUUGAAAUUUCAAUAGCUUUAUCUCCAUCCAUCUUGAAAAUUAGUGGCAAAUCUAAAUUGGAAGUAACCUGAGGCAAAUUUACUAUGUAAGAAUGCUUUCUGGUUUUCUCUCCAAUAUAUGUCUACCAUUCUUUUAUUUUCAGUGAGUUGGCAACAACUAAUUUGUGAUGAUGAUACUAACAGCAUACAAUUUCAAGUCAACUGGCUUUGAAGUUAUCAUCCGUAAGGGCUUGAAUCAAUCUAAUACUAUUACAGGCUAUACUUAUUUCUUUUGUUUUAAAGUGCACACUUACCAAUAAUGCAUGUAGCAUCUCCAUUUAUUUGAAUGCAGGAUUAAAAAGCAUUUUCCAUUAAAUACAUUGCUCACGGGCAUAGGUGCCGGGGAUCGCACCCUGGACUCCAUGUACAGCCAGGCGCCUUAGACCACUCAGCCACGGCACCUCCACUAGAUGCCUAGUUAACUGGCCUUGAUUCACUUCACCCCCCCCCCCAUGUGUGUCGUAAGAUAGAAAUGCGCUUAGUUGAAAAUUAGUCUUGUCCUAAAAGAAUGUCCAAAUAUGAGGCCUGAGACUACUCAUUGCUUUAGCUGUGUUUUACUGUAAUUUAGAUUUCAAGAAAUUAUCAAGUACUUGUAUCACCUUUGGUGGAUAACAGUAAAUGUACAUGUAUGUGCAAUGAAUGCCUUUUUAAAGGAUGGAACUGCUUUAAUGGGAUUUGAACCCUCCCCCCAUUGAUUGUUCAGAAUCAUGGUCAUUAACCACUUUAUUAUUGAUAUGAAUGGUAAGUGUAGUCUUCCUACAAACAAGAUGAGAUGGUCCAAAAAUGUGUGUCAAGGUAAAUGGGAAUAACUCUAUUGACUUUAUAAUGCAGAGAUGAAAGAAGCUACUGAAGAGAUUGUAAGGAGCAGCUGGUAUUUAUUGUUAGCUGUUUUGAAUGUUAAUAAUCAAAGAGCAUGAAAAGCCUUAAUUUACUUUUUGUGUUUUAUAUAGCUUUAACUCUGCUAUUUACAUUGUAUAAUGGAUUUUGUAUCUACCAUUUUACUACUGUAAAUAAGUUCAUAACUUUGGUACCUUAUUCUGUGUUUAACCAGCAGUGAUAUAUAUUUACCAAUUUAUUUAAGCAGUUACAAUCGUAUUAUCUUUCUCAGUGAUAUUAUUCUCAAAAUAAGUGUUUGAUGUCAUCCAUGGCUUUUCAUUGCCCAUUGAUUUACUUCAAAUUAUGCUUAGCAAUUUGAGAUUUUUUUUUUUUAAGAUGAUGCUGGUAGUCUGAAAGAAAAUGCAUUUGAUGAUUGCUUAUCAUAAUGUAUGAUAUAAUAAUGUGAUCAUACUUAUACUGUAUCAACUUAAAAAUUGAAUUAUGAAUACGCAUGUAUUAUAUGUAAAGUAUAUUCAUUUCAUGUACAUGUAUGCCUAUUUUAAUCCUUGCAAGAUUGUAUUUUUACCAUGUAGGGUCACUCUAGGAGUGGAAUACCAGCUCUUAUUCAUACAUUGAAAUAGGGCUUGAUAAACUUACAAGGAAUUGGCGCAUUAAUUAGGGCCUGUAUUGAAAGGAUACUCUUUCGAGGUGUAUUUCUAGAUGAUGCACACCUUUCAGCAAUUCUUAUUUUAUACACCCGAUUCUUAUUUUCGGGAAAAAGGAAGUUGUUUUUCUGGAUUACAUAUUCUGGUAUAUGCGGUAAGUCAGAGAAAAUUCUGGAAUAUGUCAAUAUUUGGGUAACGAGACAUCUGCCUCUGCGACAAUUACUUUGCCGCUUAUAUCUCUGAAGAUAUGAUAUGAAGGUUUGGGACGCAACUUGCGAUUUUUUUAUUUUUUUUUUAUUUAGAAUGACGUAAGGAUUAUGAUUGAAGGUUAAAGAUAUUGGCUUAGUGUGUGGGUGUUCGGUAGGAGCAAUAUUUGUAACAGGAGCAAAUGUAAUGGAUUAGAUAUUUGACAUUUCUAAUUCAUUUAGUCAAAUUAUUCAAUACUCUUUGUAAGUGUAAUUUCUUCAUUUCUCAUGGUUUGAAUUCACCUUUAUUCCAUUAUUCCAUAUAAUGUAAUAUCACCCAUAUCAGACAUCUGAGCUGGUCAUUUACAAAACCGCAUUGCCCUACAUUCUCUGAAUAUCAGGAAGGGAUAGGUAUAUUGUUUGUAUUUUCUUCGGUCUCAAUGCGCGUAUUUACUUUGCAUGCAGAGGCGAUGUAAAAUAUACCUAUGUAUUUUCCCUGGUCUCACAUCCGGGCAUUUGAGGAUGCGUAUAAAGAGAUACGCUUCAUAAUGAUCCGCGCACCAACAAUAUACGUCAUAAUAAAGACAACACUGGAUCCGGGAGCUUGCAAGUAUGUCAUAAUGGUAAAGUGCAGAGCCUAGACCCUGAUAUUAACAUGACACAAUAGAACUCUAUUUUAAAAAGAAAUAUCCCCAUUAUCAUGGUUUUUGCUCUAGAUAUCUGAUUUGGAUGAUAAUAGAAAUAUUGACUAGCUCGUCUUUCGGGGAACAUUAAAUAUAUUGCCCUUAAAUGACCCAUAUUGCCCUCGUCUAAAGACUCGGGCCAAUAUGAUUCUUUUGCUGGCAAUAUAUUUGAUGUUCCCCUCAAGGCCAGUCAAUAUUAUAUAAUUAUCCCCUCCUUCCAUCAUGCACCCAUCCUUGUCACUUUGUUUUGUUUUAGGUCAUAUAAAGCAUAGUAAAGUUAUAAGGAAAUUAACUUUAAAAAGUACUGUCUUUAUAUUAAAGGCUUGUUUUUUUCCUUUCAUCUCUGAAGAUCACAUUUAUUUGUCCCAUGCCAAAAGCACAAAGAAUUCGCACAUGGGAUCUUUGGAGUAUAAAUUGGGCAGCGUUUCACAAAACAAUGGAGAUUGUAUAGUGAUUACUGACACUUACUGAUGGCAUCUUUUUCCCUCUGGCCAGGGAAAAAAAGUAAUCAGUGCCAAACCUUUUUGGAAAUUCACUAGUUAAUUGUUUCAUUUUAACAUUUUAUUUGUCAGUGAGAGUUGUUCGAUAGUGAAAUUUUGAAGAUUCUAGUAAAUGAUGUCCAUUAUUCCACCACUCCACUCCAUUCCACUCCAUUCUACCUUUCUAUUCGUUAAAGCACCUUUAAAGGCACAUUUUUUUCCUGCCUUAUUGCAUGUUUGCAAGAAGCACUGUUUUAGACUCUAACAAGUUAGUGGUGUCAAAAUCAAUUUUCAGAAGUCUAUAUUCUGUCAUAUGUUAUGAGAGAAUUUGUAGGGUUUCCAAGUUGAGCGAGAUGCUGUUCCAGUUUUCAAGCAAAGGCAUCUCUUCUUUAAACUGGCAUUCAAAGACAGUUUGUGAGAGGACUUUCAGAGUGAGAAGUCUUCUUUUUUUUUAAGAGAGCCAUGUUGGGUCGUUAUGUUUUGAUAAAAACACAUGUGUACACUUUAAAAGUCAGAUGUGAAGACUAUGACCAUUCAAAUUGUUUGUGGGUGACUUUGAUAUAUUUGUAACUUUUCAUUGUGUCUUUAGGACACAUAGAAGGGCUAUAUAUACAUGUUUUGUUAUGCUGUGAUUUAGUGGUAGGUUUUACUGCACUAGAUAAUUGAAAAUGCUUGCUAGUUAUUGUACACUUGAAUGUAUUAAAGCUUGUAGUGUAAGUUUGUAUGUAUAGGUAACAUUAUCAUUGUCUUGUUGUUGGCUAUGUGUAUACUGCUACAUACUUAUGUUCUACAUCCAUGUACCUGUAAGAUAGAUACCCUUUGUUUAUUGCAUGUAUCAUCAUUUCAUUUAGUGUGUGUUGUAUAACUAUAGUGAUUGAGUCAUUUGAUUCUAUAAUUGACUUUUUUUAUGUCAACUGAUUUGUCUUCUCGGCUGUCUGAAAUGUAGUUUAUGAAUAAUAAUCGCCUCCCAUACAAUUAUCAAACAUCGUUUGAUUAUUUUUUUUUAGUAUGAUAUGAUAAUCAUAGAAAUGAGAUUUCUUUUUCAUCUUGAAUCAUCGAGAUUAUUUCCCUGUGAUAUAUGAUCUAGUCAUUAAAAGUAUAUUUCCAUUCAAAGUUUUGACCUUGAUACUGGUAUAUCCCAGAUGUAUCAUGUGGGUAGUGUCCCAUGAAGGUUUGUGUCAGUGAAUGCCAA